UCUCGGGUCCCCCCAAUCAACGUGACCCACGUGUGACUCGUUCUCUUUCGCCGGCCAUCUUGAACGAACCAAAAAAAUGGCAGCGCGCCCUGUCAUAACAGUCUUUAAUGAAAAUGGAGAGAAGGGUGGACAGACCACACUCCCAGCGGUAUUCAAAGCUCCAAUCCGCCCAGACGUAGUGUCAUUUGUACACUCAAACAUGUCCAAGAACAAGCGUCAGCCCUAUGCCGUCAACAAGCUGGCGGGUCAUCAGACAUCAGCGGAGUCUUGGGGUACUGGUCGUGCCGUGGCUAGGAUCCCACGUGUGAGGGGUGGUGGUACACAUCGCUCUGGUCAGGGUGCUUUUGGCAAUAUGUGUCGUGGAGGACGUAUGUUUGCACCUACCAAAACCUGGCGCAGAUGGCACCGCAAAAUCAAUGUCAACCAGCGCCGUUUUGCUAUGUGCUCUGCUCUCGCAGCCUCUGCACUCCCUGCUCUGAUCAUGUCUCGUGGACAUCGUAUUGAGAACAUUGAAGAGGUUCCCCUUGUUGUGGCAGAUUCUAUCGAGUCUGUUACAAAGACAAGUGCUGCAUUGAAACUUCUCAAGGCUAUUAAUGCCUACAAUGAUGUAGAAAAAUGCAAAGAAUCGAAAAAAGUCCGUGCCGGCAAGGGUAAGCUACGUAAUCGUCGAACUGUAAUGCGCAAGGGACCACUGAUCAUUUAUAACCAAGACCAAGGCAUUCGUCAAGCAUUUAGAAAUCUUCCAGGAGUUGAUCUUCUUCAAGUUGACAGACUAAACCUACUCAAACUUUGUCCUGGUGGUCACCUUGGAAGGUUCAUUAUCUGGUCUCAAGGUGCUUUUGAAAAGUUAGAUGGACUUUACGGAACAUGGAAAAAGCAGUCUUCAGAAAAGAAUAGCUACAAUCUUCCACGUCCAAUGAUGACCAAUUCUGACCUCAAUCGACUCAUCAACAGUGACGAGGUUCAGUCUGUUGUUCGUCCCACCAAACCCAGGGGCCGACGUGCACCACUCAAGAAGAAUCCUCUGAAGAACCUGGGAGUGAUGCUCAGACUCAAUCCUCAUGCCAAGAGCACCAAGAGAGCCGAGAUAUUGACUGUGGAGCGCAGGAAGGCUGCUAAAGCAGCUCUGCUGGCUAAGAAGAGAGGCACCAAGUGAAUAAAUAUUACAGGGCUUCUAAUACAUUGCAAUUAAAGAUGUAUCAAUAAUA
Molecule: messenger RNA, 1208 nt
Organism: Actinia tenebrosa (Australian red waratah sea anemone)
Lineage: Eukaryota; Metazoa; Cnidaria; Anthozoa; Actiniaria; Actiniidae
Product: large ribosomal subunit protein uL4
Biological process (GO): translation
Cellular component (GO): ribosome
Molecular function (GO): structural constituent of ribosome
Source: RefSeq, a predicted model, not a curated record